AAUUCUGGGAACAGGCCAUGGCAAUCACUCCCACCAUACACUGAACCCACAGUACGUGGGCAAGUCAAUUCUUAACACCCCUCCGCGAAACAAGACGGCAACUUCUUGUUAACGGGACCUCAACGAAACUCUGUCAUUAACACACACAAAUACACAGGCUCAAGUUCAGCCAGCCACACAGACAUCUUUCAUUUACACUUAUGACAGUGGGUCAUUUUGCCCCUGUGUGAUACUCGCACACACAUUCAUUUCACACACUCAUACACACAGACACUCACUCAUACAGACACACAGACACUCACUCAUACAGACACACAGACACUCACUCAUCCAGACACACAGACAGUGGGAAUUUGAGAAGCUCCAGUCAGACUGAGGAAUGCUGCUGGACAUGGAUUGCUCUCCAUUCACCAGACUCACAGUGUUUCUCCUCCUCCUUCCAGCAGUUCCAGCCAUUAAUCCGACUAACCAGACAGAGGUUAUGGGUGGACCUUUACAAACCACCACGCCUGUAGCCAUUUCCGAGGUGACCUCAGUACCAACACCACGAUCCAACACCACCACUGUGGCGGUUGUUGAUACAAGCCCAGAACAAGCCCAUCCACAGACUGAUGUCACACCAUCCCUAGCAUACUCAACGCCAGGGAGCAACACUCUUGUGACAAACCCCAGUGUCGGGCAGUUAAAUCGAACAAUGAGCUCACCCGGAAACGACAGCAGUGACAAUGAGGCGCCCACGUCCUCAUCCCAACCAUUGUCUCCUACCGCCACAGGCAUGACUCAGGCACAAAGAUCUGCUACCACCUCACAAGACACUUCCAAAGAACCUGGAUCGACAGCUGCCACAACAGCCCCCUCUACGACCCCGUUGACCUCCCCUGAGGGACCUACAGAGACACACACAGACAUCUCUCCCACUCAGCCCCCGGGAAAAAGCCUCACCAUGCUUGCCUUUGGUGUCAUGAGCUUCAUCCUCAUCCUCAUCAUUAUCAUGGUGGUCUUGGUAACCGUGGUCAACCUGAGAGACCGCUGCAGCCACUCAACAGAGGAAGGUAAAAAGAGCAGCGAUUCUGUGGUAUCAGAAAGCAAUUUCACAUACAAUGGUGAAAAAGAGAGCAUCACUUUGGUCUCCAUGAAGACCAUUCACUCAGAAACUGACACAGAUUCGCCCCAGGUCUCCUCCAUUCACAGUACAACACUGGACUACGAUGAGCAUGAACUGAGUAGGGACCUGAUGGACACUAAGCUGGUGUGAAAAUAAAGACCUUAGAUGUGACCAAAACAGAAAUGACCAAACUACUCUUACAAAAUUGACCGAUACAUCUGAGUCCACACAGCAUAUCAAAUCACUGCUGUGGCGAUAAUAUGUGCUGGCUACCACUGGGCAUAGUAAGUGUCUGUUGUAUCUACUGUCCCAUCCAUAAAAACUGACAGUAAAGUCAAAAUUGCUAUUUAUGCUAUACACUCAACGAAUAUGAAAAUAAGAUUAAAAGAUUAUUCGAAAGUACAGAAUGUCACCUUUUGUUCCUGCCGGUUCGACACUUAUAUAUGCUUAAUCGACUAAGAAUAACAGCACUGUAAGAGUUCAAUCGCCCAUUUUAUGUGAGCAGAAGUAUUGGGACACAGGACAAAUUGAUGAGGUGUUUUCUUUGGCAUUGAGUGUCAACACAUAGAAGAACGAUGAAUGUGCAGUCCAGGUCCAUCGUUUGCUUUUAUAUUUGUUGUCUGCAUUCGGUCAGUAGGAAUGACCAGAGCUGUGAAAAACAACCGAAAAAUAAGGGUCAGUGAAAUCACCAACAAGGCAGCAAAAUUACAAAGCUACACUGCAAGAUGCAAACCUCUGAUCAGCACCAAAAACAGAAAGGCCAGAUAUUUGCUAAAAAGUAGAGAUCAGAUCAGUAGAGAUACAGUUGUGGAAUAGGUUUUUAAUGCUGAGAUGAGACAAAGGUAAACCUUUAUCAAAAUGAUGGGAAGGCAAAAGUGUGGAGAAAAUAAUAAAACUAUAGAUUAUCUAAACCACACCAUCCCAUCUGUGAAGUACAGUGGAGGUAGUGUCAUGGCAUGGGCAUGCAUGAACGUUUGCUUCUGGAACAGGCUCACUCAUCUUUAUUGAUGAUGUAACAAAUGAUGUCAGCUGCAGAAUGUAAUCAGAAGUGUAAAGAAGCAUCAUGACUACCCAUGCACAAGAAAACGCCACCUGACUCAUUGGGUGGCGUUUCACAAUGCAACGGGACAAUUGCCCAAAAACACACGGCUAUUGCAACCAAGUUCAUGGGGAACCCGUUUUAGACUGGCCACGUCAAGGUCUUGAUUUAAAUUCGAUUGAACAUGCAUUUCACUUGCUGAGGACGAGACUGAAGUCAGAAACUCCACGAAAAAAGCAACAGCUCAUGGCUGCAGUAAAGGCUUGGCAAAACAUUUCAAAGGAUACUAAUUGUUUGGCGAUGUCAGUGGGUUGAAGAUUCACUGCUGUUAUUGCAUGCGAGGGAUUUGUGGUUAUAUACUAGCUUUCAUACUUCCUACAUUUUCUUUAAAUUGAAUUGUCUCAAAACUUAUGCUCGCAUUAAAUGGGAGGAUGUAAUUCUGAAAGUGAUGUUAUUCAGUUGGUAAAACAAUGUGUUCAAACAGACUAAUUCAUAUAAUCGUAUUUCACCAUGCCUUGAGUGAACAGCAGAAAAAUUUGGAUUGGCAUUCAGUAUUGCAUUAGAAUUUUUUGUUGUACUCUCAAAUUAGCCCAUGUCAGCUAUUUUUCGCUGAGUCAAUUGCUCAAGCUUUAGAAGCCAGCGAUCUAAACUUAAAUUACUCAUGCUCACAGAUAUCAUCUUACAAGCUGGUGGAUAUCCCUGAUCUAAAUGGAUGAAAUGUUUGUAUACUCUAAUGUAAAUAAUACAUUGAAUAUGUCUUAUUGUUACAUCAAAAUGGUUUUAUGAAAAUUGUGUUCUUGCAAUUGUACUUUUUACUUUUAUAAAUGGUUUCCAUUUCUGGACCACAGUUGUCAAUAAAACAAAAUAUA
Esox lucius (northern pike) is the source of this 3013-nucleotide messenger RNA. RefSeq names its product endothelial cell surface expressed chemotaxis and apoptosis regulator (gene ecscr). The transcript is spliced from 11 exons. Lineage: Eukaryota; Metazoa; Chordata; Actinopteri; Esociformes; Esocidae. The record is from RefSeq and is a predicted model, not a curated record. Bases 380 to 1255 code for a protein of 291 amino acids.